CCACCCCAAUGUUUGUAUUAUGUCAUAUAUAUUUCGAUUUUCCAAUCAUCUCAAACUUUUAUCCAUCAAUUUGCCAACUAUAUACAUCCAAACCCUUCUCUUUCCUUUCCUUUUUUUUUCUUUUUGCAUGCUUUAAUCACCCCCAAAACAACACACACAAGUUUUUUUCAUAACUCACUGUAUUUUUUUUUUGCAUGAUUCGUUGUUGCCAUUACUCGUUUACAAAUCUUGAUCAACUCUUUUUAGUGUUUUGGAGAAAUGGUUGUUUGUCUUUUUCGCUAAUUAUAGCUAAAAGUCUUUGCUUUUUGUUGUUUCGAGAUUGCGGUAACAUUUCUUGUUGAUGGGCCCUAUAAGAGGAAGCAAAAAGAAAAGGAAAAUAGAUGUUGAAAAUGGUUUGGUUCCUGAAGAUGCUUCUCUUGAUUGGUGGAAGGAUUUCUCUAAGAAAAUCGCAGGUUCGGUAUCUCCAUCGAGAGGUCUAGAGGAAUUUGAGUCUGUAUUCAAAGUAUCAAGAAAAACAUUUAACUACAUAUGCUCUAUCGUAAGCGAGCCUAUGAUGGCUAAAUCAGCAAACUUCGUUUUCUUGAAUGGGAAAUCAAUGUCUUUAAAUGAUCAAGUAGCUUUGGCUUUAAGACGAUUGAGCUCUGGUGACUCAUUAAUAGGUGUAGCCAACUUUUUUGGUACAAAUCACUCUACCGUUUCUCAGGUCACCUGGCGGUUUGUGGAGGCAAUAGAAGAACGUGGGAUCCACCACUUGCAAUGGCCGUCAACAGAAGAGGAAAUUGCACACAUAAAAUCCAAGUUUGAGAAUAUCAGAGGCCUUCCAAAUUGUUGUGGCGCGAUUGACACCACUCACAUUAUGAUGCUGUUGUCAGCAACAGAUCGAUCGCUAGAUGUUUGGCUGGACAGCAAUGACAAUCACAGUAUGAUCUUGCAGGUAAUCGUUGAUCCCGACAUGAGAUUCCGUGACAUAGUUACAGGAUGGCCCGGGAAAAUGGAUGAUGCAGCAGUGCUUCAAAAAUCGACUUUUUUCGAGCUAUCAGAAAAGGGGGAGAGACUAAAUGGGAAGAAACUGAAGCUUUCAGAAGGAACAGAACUUCAAGAAUACAUAGUUGGAGACUCGGGUUUUCCUCUUCUGCCGUGGCUGAUAACUCCAUUCCAAGGUAGAGAGCUACCCGAAACAAAAACCGAAUUCAACAAACGUCAUUAUGCAACACGGUUGGUGGCCCAGAGGGCAUUGGCCCGUUUGAAAGACGUAUGGAGGAUGAUUCAUGGAGUGAUGUGGCGACCUGACAAGACCAAGUUACCUAGAGUUAUACUGGCUUGUUGUAUCCUUCAUAAUAUCAUAAUUGACAUGGAAGAUGAUGUGUUAGAUGAGUUGACUUUGACUGUUAAACAUGACUCGGCAUAUCGCCCUGAGACUUGUGACAUGGCGGAUAAGAGUGCGUCAGUUUCGAGAGAUAAGUUGGCUCUUUACUUGUCGGGAAGACUGCAUGCUUGAUCUUUUUCAGACAUUUGGUUCAAGAAUGUUUAUAUUACAUAGCAAAAAGCUUGAAGCUCCAGAUACUAGUUCUUGUAUUUACAUAUUAUCAGGAAGCAUAUUGCAUUUUAUCCAUUUUGCA
Erigeron canadensis is the source of this 1619-nucleotide messenger RNA. Its product is annotated as protein ALP1-like. The transcript is spliced from 3 exons. The record is from RefSeq and is a predicted model, not a curated record. The coding region runs from base 341 to 1498 and encodes 385 amino acids. NCBI's taxonomy places the organism in Eukaryota, Viridiplantae, Streptophyta, Magnoliopsida, Asterales, Asteraceae.